Arctia plantaginis is the source of this 2601-nucleotide messenger RNA. Lineage: Eukaryota; Metazoa; Arthropoda; Insecta; Lepidoptera; Erebidae. The record is from the annotation of a GenBank genome assembly.
AUGGCUUGUAAAAUAUGUUCAGAAAAAAGUGUUGGAGCAGCACAUGAAAUCAGUGUGAAACAUUUGAAUAAUCUGGCCUUCCAGGAGUACUGGAGUAAUAAAUCCAAAUUAGUUGGCAAUCGCAAAGGUAUAAUAGUAUCUUGUGAUGUCCAAAGUAGCUUUGGAUCUUUUAAGAACUGUGUCGCAGCAAAAGUCAAGAUAUCUGCAAAGCCAAAUGAGAUGGUUACUUUCAAGUUUACGAUAUUGAAUGAAAGCAAAAAAGAAGAAAUUGAAGUUAUUUCUGCUGGUAUAUUACAUACAAAGUAUAAAUUUUGUUUGAUCAACCAAGACUUAGAUGGAAGUAAUCCACAAAUACUACUGCCGAAAAAUAAGCUACUGCAGAACCUCAACGUGACAUUCGGUUCACCUAAUAUAGGACAGUAUGAGACUCCUAUUGUGUUCCACUUCUUGAAGCGUAAUACAAACGAGAAGAUUACUAUAAUAAGAGAUAUGGUGGUGUUUGUGGAACAAAACAAAGCCGUACACGAAAAAAUGAUAAGCCCGUAUGCUUGUAAAGAAGUUAAGGCAAAUGUAUUACUAAGAAGUCCUGGAGCAGAAAAAAGUAAAGGUUUAUUCCUUGUUCCGAAAAACAACAAAACGAUCUAUCUUAGCGGCCUACAGGUGAAUGAAAGGCAUGACGAACAAACCAAGAUUUUAACAUCUGAUAUUAGAAAAGUGUUCGAAACGGGUGUAACCCAAGAAAACUAUGAAAAGUUCUUCCACAAUCUACUGUGGUAUGAAGAAUCAGUCGUAAGAGUUAACGUAAAGAAAUACAAUAUGUCUGGAGUAAACCUUCGACAAGUCGGUAAAGUCUACGAGCUUCGUGUGCCAGGACUGGCCGAGAAACGUCCGUCGCUGAUGAUUGGAGAUUCGAUGUUUGUUAGGCCACAUGACACUGAAGAGGUGAUGUUUGAAGCUUUGAUUAUUGAAAUCAACGAGGAAAAAGCGUUAAUUGGAAAAUUUGAUCCCUCGUUUUCAAGUUUCUACAGCAAUGUUGCGAAGUUUGACAUUCGAUUCUUCACAUCGCGUCUACCACUAGAGCGCAUGCACGUGGCCGUGCAUAAUACCACCGGCCAGGGUUUAGUGCAACGGAUUUUCCCAAACAUUCGGUCAGACAUGCAAUAUACAAAACCAACACUCGAGUUUUAUAAUACGCUAGUGUCCGAAAAUCACGAACAGCGUAUAGCGGUAGAGCACAUAGUGGCUGGCACGAGUGGGACCGCGCCGUACUUGCUGCACGGCCCGCCCGGGACUGGCAAGACUGUCACCAUCGUCGAAGCUAUACUGCAGCUGGUAAAUAAGAACCCGCGGAACCGUAUCUUAGUGUGCACGGACUCAAAUAUGGCAGCGGACCACGUGGCCACUAUGCUCAUUAAAUAUUCGCACUUAUUCGCUCAAGAGAAACUACUCCUACGUGCUAACUCCAAGUUUAGAGUGUGGGAAACGCUACCAGAAUGCCUGAAGGAAUACUCCAAUGGCACUAAUCGAGAUGAUUUCAAGCCGGUGUCUAUAGAGGAGUUUAUGAGCUACAACAUUGUGAUCACAACACUGUCUCAUUCUGCGAAAUUUGGCAGGCAACUGUCUACGAGAAAGAAGCAGCGGCCCGUGACGCACCUGUUCAUCGACGAGGCGGCGCAGGCGAGCGAGCCGGCCUGCCUCAUCCCCGCGGGCGGGCUGCUGGCGCCGAGCGGGCAGCUCGUGCUGGCCGGCGACCCGCACCAGCUCGGGCCCGUCAUCAUCUCGCACGCCGCCCGCGACAUUGGCCUGGGUAUUUCGCUUAUGGAGCGUCUGAAAAACACAUGCCCAAUAUACAACAUGGAAAAUUACAAUCCCAAUUACACGGUUAUGCUUCGGAACAACUUUAGAUCCGACAAGGAAAUUAUCGACAUACCUGAUAAAUUGUUCUAUAAAGGACAAUUAAGGGCAUUGGCAAAGAAAGAUAAUUUAAGCAAUGUCGAUAUAUUGGGCGAAAGAUCACACAGUCACGCUACAGUGUUCUACGGCAUAUUAUCGAAAGAACAGAAGAAUGGAAAGUCCCCAAGUUUUUUCAACAACAUGGAGUGUGAAAUAGUAAAGCUCUAUGUACAAGCCUUAGUGAAGAAACACAAGGUGCUAUUAGAAGAUAUAGGUAUCGUAACACCGUAUAUAAGACAGGUGUAUACGAUUAACAAAAUGCUAAGAGAGCUUAGGUACGAGAAGAUCGAGGUAGGCACCGUGGAAGCUUUCCAAGGCAAAGAGAAGCGAGUCAUUAUAAUAUCCACGGUCCGCGCCAAUUGCAGCCUCCUUGAUUACGAUGCGAAGUUCCAGCUGGGCUUCCUCGUCGAUGAUAAGCGUUUCAACGUAGCUAUUACAAGAGCAAAGGCAAAAGUAAUCGUGAUAGGAAAUCCGCUUUGCUUAGAAAAGGACGUCAAAUGGAGGGCAUAUAUACAAAAGUGCCGCGACUUGGGCACGUACCACGGCUUCGAUAUUGAACAGUUUGAAAAUCGAAACGAUAUUGUUAGUAACAUAAGGCCUCUGUUGGCUCAAGUUAAGAUAUCAGAGCAAUCUGGACCAAAAAAGUAA